AUGGAAGAUGCCCAGAUUAAGAGGAGAUGGCAGACUUACUUCCAUAAACUUCUGAAUGAAAAAGGGGAUCGGGAUAUUGUGCUAGGCGAAUUGGAGCAUUCCGAGAGUCACCGUGACUUCGGGCACUGCAAGCGUAUCAAGGCUGAGGAGGUUGUGGGGGCUAUGCAUAAGAUGAGUAGGGGCAGAGCAACCAGGCCAGACGAGAUUCCGGUGGAAUUUUGGAAGUGUGUAGGCAGAGCAGAUUUGGAGUGGUUGACUGGGUUGUUUAAUGUUCCAAGAGAAGUUCUCCGGAGAUGCUUGGAGACAAAAGGUGUGUCGGUUCCCUAUAUUAUGGCGAUUAGGGACAUGUAUGAUGGGGCUAAGACUCGGGUUAGGACAGUAGGAAGCGACUUGGAGCAUUUUCUGGUUGAAAUGGGGCUACACCAAGGCUCUACGCUCAGUCCGUUCUUAUUCGCCCUGGUGAUGGAUGCAUUAACAAACCAUAUUCAAGGGGAGGUGCCAUGGUGCAUGUUAUUUGCCGAUGACAAAGUUCUGAUUGAUGAGUCAUGA
This is a messenger RNA of Nicotiana attenuata, 549 nucleotides long. RefSeq lists its product as uncharacterized. The transcript is spliced from 2 exons. NCBI's taxonomy places the organism in Eukaryota, Viridiplantae, Streptophyta, Magnoliopsida, Solanales, Solanaceae. The record is from RefSeq and is a predicted model, not a curated record. The coding region runs from base 1 to 549 and encodes 182 amino acids.